AUUUGGAAUCUGCAUCACAUCGAACAUUUUAAUGUAGUAAGUGAACACCUUCUAAAGACCAUGGAGUCCAUUUACUUGGUUUCUGCAUUCUUUUUUGUUUUGAUCAGCGGUAUAGAUGAAAACGGAAAUCGCUCAGACGAACCGCGUUGUUUAAGUGCUUGUGUGUCUUGCAAGCAGGAUAAUCAAACGACUUGCAAAGUGAAGGUCCAAGCUAACGUAAAACCAACCAUCUGUUCGGAAUUUACCGUUUCGAUGUGCUCACACGACACGAGACGGCGGUUGAACGUUUGCGUAAAUUCAAUUUCAGAGUCAUCAAAAAUGGGCCGCCCUCUCUGUGGCUUUGUGUCUUUGGAAGCCAUGAAUGAAUGUGUAGCUUCAGUGGAAAGAUGUGCUCUUUGCAGAACGAAUCUGCUUUGCGCGAACUCAUCCGUCAUGAAUGCCAGCCAGAAUAACGAGCUUCUUACCUGUUACCAGCCCAUCUUGAAAAAAAAUUUAAGUGAAUCUACCUGUCCCGUGUUUGACCAACAUUCGUGUGACUGCAGUAAUAGUCAAUCUGAAGCCACAUCUCCAGGGGAAAUUACCAACUCCACUGCAACGCCCAUGGUCGAUGGACAUCCGAUGACAUCUGAUAGUGUAAGCAUGUUGGCUCCCACAAUCUCAACCUUUUCACGGUCAGAUCGGAGUACACAAUCCACAACAAUUUCAACAAUACAACAAAGAUCGACUACCCCGAUGAAUGCAAGUGCAGAGGUGAUGAAUGCCAAGACAACUCAUAAUGUGGGGAGUACUGCAGCAACCACAGGCAUUCCAGACAGCUUACCAGUGACUACGGUUUUGAUUAUUGGCGCAUUGGUCAUUGCAGUUGGAAUCUUUGUGAUGGCUUGCACUAUUCUGGUCGUGGUGUGUCGACGUCGAAUGCAGGAACGACCCCUCCAUCGAGGCAUAAAUUGGGAAGAUGAAGGAUACAUGGGAGUCUCUGAACGUGGAUCUCCAGUGCACAAGUCAAAGGUCAAGAGUCAUACCAGAGGAGCUGUCUUUACGAACCAGACCUACGAGGAAGAGAUAGCCAUUGGUAUCCGUGGAUUGAGUCACGACGGUCGGAGUUUUGUCCCUGUCACACCACCGCCACCUGCCCCGAUCCGGAAGACUGAAGAUGGAUAUGUGGAGUAUAACUCUAAGAGAGAGAACGUGACUAUAAAUCUAGGUGCAGCGGGCGGUAACAAGCUAAGACGAGAAGACCUCCCGCUGCCACGUGUAUGUGAAGAUGACGAUUACGUGGAACCUUACGAGGAGCUGAGUGAGGUCGACGGAGCAGGAGCUAGAAUCGGUGCUAGCUGGGAUGUUAAGGUUACAUCUAUCAUUCCCGACAAAUCACAGGACGAAUCUACCAGGGAUUAUAUGGAUGUCGACAAACUAACGAGAGUCUCGCCAAUUCCUCCCUCGUCUUUCUGUGGUAAAUCACCUGGUGAAUAUGUCGAUGUCGACAGGCCAGGCACAGCACUGCAACUGAAUUCAAACUCACAGAUCCCCCCUGCCGACAAUCUGGGUUUGGCACCGUCAAUUUUAGUCCCUGGAAAUCUUGCUGAGGCAGAAGAUGUUAAAUCGUUAAGUGAUUGUCUUGAUACCGACACUCCUAAGACGGGAAUCCCAUCGACACCCCUUCCUCCUGAAAUUGGCAGCUCUUUCUCUGAGCAAUUUCCAGGAGGUUCCAGUGGUGACAUUGACCAUAAAGUGGUCAACGACAUUCAAGAUGAGUUACGGAGCACACCACAGACCACAGCAGACGUACACGUCGACUUCCCCUCGUUUCCAACCGUUGUGGAUUCAGAAGGACCAGUGAUGGGUUGCCCCGCUGACUUUGCUGGGGUGGAUUGCGAACUCAAAGCGUUUGAACAACGUUUGAGUGUGGGAGAUCAGAUCCUAAGCGUCGAACCUCAGACCGAUCUGCAAUCAGAUGAGUCACCUUUUUAUUUCACCCUCGAACCGCCCACAUCUGAGUCUUCAGCAGUUGAAGACUGUCUUUGAUCUAAGGUGACCAGUUGUAGUAUCGGCCUUGAACUUCAUGACUGUAGUGGAUACCAAUGAUUCCUGAGUAUCAGCAAAUAUACAGCAAUCAGGCUGUAUCAAGUGUGUAGCACUGCAUGCUGAGCUUUUGACCAGGCGUCAGUAAUGACAAUAACCAACGAGACCUUGAACAACUCUGGAAAACUUUUUACACUAUUUUUGCAGUGCUAGGCGUUACAAAUCGGUCCAGUAUAAUAAACCUUUUCACAACUUAUACGAGUUGAAUAAAUAUUAACGAAUCAGCUAUUUACAUGAUCGCGAAAAAUGUUACCCGUGGACAAUGACAUUUUAUAAAUCCAUCAGCAUCUGUAAUGAAGGCUGAAGCAUGAAAUUUAAGAGUUACACUUGGUUGGAUAUCAGACGCUCCUUGACUCUGAUGUCGUUUUUAAACUCUUAUAUUCAAGAUUUUGGAUGUGAACAGUGAAGCUACCGAUCACACUACGCACGAAGUAAAUUAGAGUGCAAAUUUCUACCUAAAGAUAAAUGCAUAUUACCGAGAAGAAGCAAAAAAUGGCUUAACUUCAGUAGAGUUAGUACUUGAUUAAAAAUAUGCAAGAGAAGGGUUUCCCUACAAUUGCACUUACAUGAGCUAAUGGUGAUUUAACUUACAAUUUAACAUAAAGGCAAUUGUAUUGUAGUACAUGUACAUGUAACUUGAAGGAAUUUAAAAAGAACAAACCAUAUCGUAUGCAUGAAUUUGUACACACUGUUAAAUUAGUCAUCAUUACUGGAUUUCUUGUUGAGUAACCCUAAAAUUGGGCAAUUAGUUUAGAACAUUACUGCUCAGAGUAACUAAUGCAGCGGUAUGGCGGGGGGGGGGCG
Molecule: messenger RNA, 2886 nt
Organism: Acanthaster planci (crown-of-thorns starfish)
Lineage: Eukaryota; Metazoa; Echinodermata; Asteroidea; Valvatida; Acanthasteridae
Source: RefSeq, a predicted model, not a curated record